This is a messenger RNA of Culex pipiens pallens (northern house mosquito), 2496 nucleotides long. It is a transcript of the gene CysRS, whose product is annotated as cysteine--tRNA ligase, cytoplasmic. The record is from RefSeq and is a predicted model, not a curated record. Lineage: Eukaryota; Metazoa; Arthropoda; Insecta; Diptera; Culicidae. The transcript is spliced from 2 exons. Gene Ontology annotation, biological process: cysteinyl-tRNA aminoacylation. Gene Ontology annotation, molecular function: cysteine-tRNA ligase activity; ATP binding. The coding region runs from base 165 to 2366 and encodes 733 amino acids. Gene Ontology annotation, cellular component: cytoplasm.
AUCCACGCAAAUCGCGCUGCGGUUCGAAUUCGUGACUAAUCUGCAUGCUGCCGGGUUCCAUAAAAUUCCGCUGAAACAGUUUUUUUAAGCCGUGUGUUUCCAGUUAAUUCGCACCUUGCGUUACUCUAAACCCGGGUAGUGUUGCAUCAGCAGUUUGCGCGACGAUGACGAAACGCGUUCAACCGACGUGGCAGGUUCCGGUUCCGGCGCGGGACGAACCCCGGCUGCGGCUGUACAACAGUUUGACCCGGCAGAAGGAGCUGUUUGUGCCGCGGGACGGUCGGAACGUGCGCUGGUACAGCUGCGGGCCGACGGUGUACGAUGCGUCGCAUAUGGGCCAUGCGCGGUCUUAUAUCAGUUUUGAUAUUUUGCGCCGGGUGUUGACGGAUUACUUCGGGUUCAACGUGCUGUACGUGAUGAACAUUACGGACAUUGACGAUAAGAUUAUCAAGCGGGCGCGGCAGAACUAUUUGUACGAGCGGUAUGUGGAGAGGACGAGUUCGCUGGAGAAGCUGCUGGAGGACAAUGUGGAGGUGAUGGAGUCGUUCCGGGGGAAUUUGGGGCGGACGACGGAUCCGGACAAGAAGGCGAUGAUGGAGCGGAUGUUGGAGCGGUUGACGGCGUCGGUGGACAAUUUGACGAUUGCGGUGAAGAGUGGGGCGGAGGAGAAGGUGAAGGAGGCGCAGAAGCAGUUCUUGGAGGAUUCGAGAGAUCCGUUGGCGGAUUUGCUGGACCGGAAGGAGGGUUCUUCGGUUAGUGAGAACUCGAUCUUUGAGACGUUGCCUCGGUACUGGGAGGACGAGUUCCACAAGGAUAUGGACGCGCUGAACGUGCUGCCGCCGGAUGUGUUGACGCGGGUGAGCGAGUACGUGCCGCAGAUCGUGGAGUACAUCCAGAAGAUCAUCGAGAAUGGGUUGGCUUACGAGGCGAACGGGUCGGUUUACUUUGACGUGGCCGGGUUUGAUGCGAGGGAGAAGCAUCACUACGCGAAGCUGGUUCCGGAAGCUUACGGAGAUGCCAAGUCGUUGCAGGAGGGCGAGGGAGAUCUGAGCGGAGAUCAGUCGUCGGAGAAGCGUUCGGCGAACGAUUUUGCGCUGUGGAAGUGCAGCAAGGCGGGGGAACCCUGGUGGGAUAGUCCUUGGGGUCGGGGACGUCCCGGUUGGCACAUCGAGUGCUCGGCCAUGGCUUCGGACAUUUGCGGAGAUUUUCUGGACAUUCACACGGGGGGCGUGGAUUUGAAAUUCCCGCAUCACGACAACGAACUCGCGCAGAGUGAGGCUCACGACAACAGUUCCGAGUGGGUCAAGUACUUCCUGCACACCGGUCAUCUCACCAUCGCCGGCUGCAAAAUGUCCAAAUCGCUCAAGAACUUCGUCACGAUCCAACAAGCGCUGCAGAAGCACACCGCGACUCAACUCCGUCUCGCCUUCCUGCUCCACUCCUGGAAGGACACCCUCGACUACUCGGAAAACACCAUGGAAAUGGCCGUCCAGUACGAGCGCCAGCUGAACGAGUUCUUCCUCAACGUGAAGGACCUCACUCGGCACGUUGUCUCGGGGAAACCUCGCGACCGCUUCAACCCGUGGACCCCGGUCGAAUCCGACCUGCAGCAGAAGCUAAACUCCUCGAAAGCCGCCGUCCACGAGGCCCUCUGCGACAACAUUGACACCCGAACCGCGCUGGACGUGAUCCGUGACCUGAUUUCGUACAGCAACGUUUACAUCCGGGACCACAAGUCGGCGUUGAACGCGCUGUUGCUGCGCAACAUUGCCACCUACAUUACGGAGCUGCUGCACAUCUUCGGUGCGAUCGUGGGACCGCGCGGAGGAAUUGGAUUCCCCGUUGGUGGAAGCGCCGGAACGGCGGAUCUCGAGGAAACCGUCAUGCCCUACCUAUCCGCCCUCUCAGAAUUCCGCACGGCAGUCCGCGAGCAGGCUCGCACCCUCAAGGCGUCCGAGAUCCUCGCCCUAUGCGAUCAAAUCCGCGACGACACCCUCCCCAACCUGGGCGUUCGCCUCGAAGACCGCGACGGAGCGCCGUCCGCCCUCAAACUCGUAGAUCGCGAGCUGCUCCUCAAAGAACGCGAAGCGAAACGCGCCGAAGAGGCACGCAAGGCCGCGGAAAAGGAACGCAAAAAGGCGGAAGCGGCGGCGGCCGCAGCGGCAAAGGAUGCCCAGCGGAAGAUCAACCCGGUGGACAUGUUCCGCGCGGAAACGGACAAGUACUCGGCCUGGGACGAGCGUGGACUGCCGACGCACGAUGCCGAGGGGAAGGAGAUUAGCAAGGGACAGCAGAAGAAGCUGCAGAAGCUGCAACAGGCGCAGGAGAAGCGCUACCAGGAGUAUCUGGAGUCGGUGAAGGGUUGAAGGAAGGAUGGAGGAGUUGGUUGCUGCAUUUGAAAGUUAUGAACGCGCGUUUGCAUUGCCUUUUUAUUAACAAAUAUUUAAUUUGGAUGAGUCGAACAAAUUAAAGUAAUUAACAUCCUUAAAAUAAUCA